Messenger RNA from Sphenostylis stenocarpa, 375 nucleotides. NCBI's taxonomy places the organism in Eukaryota, Viridiplantae, Streptophyta, Magnoliopsida, Fabales, Fabaceae. The record is from the annotation of a GenBank genome assembly.
AUGUCUUCCAGCUUCAGUCCCUCGCGCCCGCCGCAGCAGUUAAUCGGCGUCUCCCGCCUGAGAUCCUCCAGCCUCAAGAAGCUACCGGAACCCUUGCGUCGAGCCGUCGCCGAUUGCCUCUCCUCCACUAUCUCUCCUUCCAACGAACCUUCUAGAACUCUUCAGGUUAACUUGUGGGAAGGGGCAUUACUCCUGUACAUACUCUUUCUCACUCGGUAUGCUACCUAUUUAGCAUUGAAGCUUCCCAUAACCAUCUUCAUAGGCACCACAGCAACUGGCUGUGUGAAGUCCUGGAAGCUAGUUAAUCUACUUUCGUCUUUACUUUUUAAAGGGUGGGCUAUGAAGAAGGAUGGCGGAUAUGGUUUUCUUAAUUAA